AUGACAAGCCCAAGUAUGCAGCAACCCGAUACGCCGAAUCCUCCUCCUUCGGCCGGCAGACUCCUUCUUCCCGCGCCCUUCCAUGCCUUCUCCUCCCCAUCUCCGACGCUGGUCACCCAGGGCGCCGAGGCCCUGCUAUACCGGACGCACUUUCUGCACCCGACGCAGCCGGCCGCCCUCAAAUUCCGACCGAGCAAAGCAUACCGACACCCCACGCUGGACGCGCGGCUGACGAAGCAGCGCGUGCUGGCCGAGGCGCGCAUCCUCGUCAAGCUCAAGCUGUCGGCCCUGGACGCCGUCACGGUCCCCGCGGUGUUGAGCCUCGAGUGGGAUACCACCCGCAAGGGCCGCGGGGCGGGUGAUGUGGCCGGACAGCAGCAGCAGGGCGGCGCGUGGCUCCUGAUGGAGUGGAUCGACGGACGCAGCGUCAAAGACUUACUGCGCGCCUGGGACGUCUGGUACAAGUCCCUCGGCGCGGCGGCGAGUGCACAACAAGGACACCAUCACGACGAGGUCGCGGCCCAGGAAGAGGCCGUGAAGAGAUUACUGCGCCGCAUUGGCCGGGCGGUCGGGGCCAUGCACGCCCGAGGAGGCGUCGUCCACGGGGACUUGACGAGCAGCAACAUCAUGAUCCGGCCUUAUAACAACAGUGACACUACAACCACAACCACAACAGGCGGGGACACGAGUCGCAAGGAUGAAGAGCAGCUGGGUCUCCAGUCGGAAGAAGAAGAGCAAGGAACCCACACGCCGUCCCAUCCGCCUGAUUUGACCGGCGAGAUCGUCCUGAUCGACUUCGGCCUGGCCACGCAGUCCGUGCAGGACGAGGACCGGGCCGUGGAUCUCUACGUGCUCGAGCGGGCGUUUGGGUCGACGCACCCGCGUCAGGAAGGCUGGUUCGACGCCGAAGUCUUACAGAGCCAGGAAGGGUACCGCGGCAGUUUCAAGGGGUCCAACGUCGUGCUGAAGAGGUUGGACGAGGUCAGGUUGCGAGGUAGGAAGAGGAGUAUGAUUGGAUGA
Fonsecaea erecta is the source of this 1020-nucleotide messenger RNA. RefSeq lists its product as hypothetical. The transcript has a single exon. Lineage: Eukaryota; Fungi; Ascomycota; Eurotiomycetes; Chaetothyriales; Herpotrichiellaceae. Bases 1 to 1020 code for a protein of 339 amino acids. Gene Ontology annotation, molecular function: ATP binding; protein serine/threonine kinase activity. Gene Ontology annotation, cellular component: nucleus; cytosol; EKC/KEOPS complex. Gene Ontology annotation, biological process: protein phosphorylation. The record is from RefSeq and is a predicted model, not a curated record.